AAGUCGGUGUGACACGCUGUCAGAAGCAACACGAAUCGUUGAAAGCAGCCUUUGAAAACCUUUUCUCUUUAAAAGAACAGAGAAGGGAUUUGUUAAUGUUUUGGUAAAUUAAAGAAUUUGGACUUCUUUUUUCGGUUCCUGAAAGAGAACAGGUGAAAAGAGAACGUGUUCAUUUUUGCUUAAAAAAGUCAUAUUUAACCUUCAGUCCGCGGCAGUCUCACACAGAAUUAAAUAAUGGAGGAUGAAGACGCUUGUCCAGAGUUGGUCCCCAUCAACACCCAGCCUGCCCCUCCAGUCCAGCAGAUUCCAGUCACCAUCAUCACAGGCUACCUUGGUGCUGGAAAGACUACACUUCUAAACUACAUCCUGACAGAACAACACAACAAGCGAAUUGCUGUCAUUCUCAAUGAAUUUGGAGAAGGCAGCGCUCUUGAGAAGUCCCUUGCAGUGAGUCAGGCAGGAGAGCUGUAUGAGGAGUGGCUGGAGUUGAGAAAUGGCUGCCUUUGUUGCUCUGUCAAAGACAACGGCCUUAAAGCCAUUGAAAACCUGAUGGAGAAGAAAGGAAAGUUUGACUAUAUCUUGUUAGAAACCACUGGACUUGCUGAUCCAGGAGCCGUGGCCUCGAUGUUUUGGGUCGACGCCGAGCUCGGCAGCGACAUCUAUCUGGACGGUAUUGUGACCGUCAUUGAUGCUAAAUAUGGGCUGCAGCAACUGAAAGAGGAAAAAGCAGAAGGACUUCUCAAUGAAGCAGCCAGACAGAUUGCUCUUGCAGACCUGACCAUUAUCAACAAAACGGACCUUGUAAACGAAGAAGAGCUGAACGAAGUCAGAGUCACUGUCCGGUCUAUAAAUGGUCUUGUCAAGAUUGUAGAAGCCCAGAGAUCGAGGGUGGAGCUCUCUGAGGUGCUGGAUCUGCAUUCUUUCGACAGUGAGGAUGGAGCCAAGUGA
Nematolebias whitei (Rio pearlfish) is the source of this 948-nucleotide messenger RNA. RefSeq names its product COBW domain containing (gene zng1a). The coding region runs from base 235 to 948 and encodes 237 amino acids. The transcript has 11 exons. Gene Ontology annotation, cellular component: cytoplasm. Lineage: Eukaryota; Metazoa; Chordata; Actinopteri; Cyprinodontiformes; Rivulidae. The record is from RefSeq and is a predicted model, not a curated record.